This is a messenger RNA of Cavia porcellus (domestic guinea pig), 6771 nucleotides long. It is a transcript of the gene Pik3r1, whose product is annotated as phosphoinositide-3-kinase regulatory subunit 1. NCBI's taxonomy places the organism in Eukaryota, Metazoa, Chordata, Mammalia, Rodentia, Caviidae. The record is from RefSeq and is a predicted model, not a curated record. Gene Ontology annotation, cellular component: phosphatidylinositol 3-kinase complex. Bases 525 to 2717 code for a protein of 730 amino acids. The transcript is spliced from 16 exons. Gene Ontology annotation, molecular function: protein binding; 1-phosphatidylinositol-3-kinase regulator activity. Gene Ontology annotation, biological process: insulin receptor signaling pathway; phosphatidylinositol phosphate biosynthetic process.
GUUGGAGGAAGCGGCGCCCACGGCGAGGUGGUGGACGGCCGCGGCGGAGACGUCGAACCCGGGAUUGACGGGCAGGGUCGGGUGGCUUAGAGGCGCGUCGGAGCCGUGUGCUCAGGAGGCCGCAUCGCAGGCUCGUGGAUGAAGGAAGCGCCCGCGGGGAGGUGAAGCUGAGAGUGGAGUUCAACAGUAAAAUCAGACGACAGAUGGACAGUGUGACAAGAACGUCAGAGAGGAUUGGGCCUCGCCGUGAGAGGCAGCCUGGAGUCAGCGUGUUGACAAGUUGCUGAGAAGAAAGCUAGGGAGGCGCUGUGGCACACACAGGAAGCAGAGGCUGUCUGCAGUCACACCAUUGAUGGAGGACAGAUGGACAGCCGGAUGGCCAGUGAGCUCUCCUCUUAAAUCUUUGGAGAGUGGCCCUUUGUCCUCUGCUGGACACUUAUUAGGAAUUUUAACAUACUCUCUGAACUCCUUAUUUGUCAGAACGCAAACUUAGACUGCAGUGUGCCACCAGGCUCAUCCAUUGCAUGGUGACAUCUGCAAACAUGAGUGCCGAGGGCUACCAAUACAGGGCACUGUAUGACUAUAAAAAGGAAAGAGAAGAAGAUAUUGACCUCCACCUGGGGGACAUACUGACUGUGAACAAAGGGUCCUUGCUUGCACAUGGAUUCAGUGAUGGACAGGAAGCCCGGCCAGAAGAAAUUGGCUGGUUAAAUGGCUAUAAUGAAACCACCGGAGAGAGGGGAGACUUCCCUGGAACUUACGUUGAAUAUAUUGGAAGGAAAAAAAUCUCACCUCCUACUCCAAAGCCUAGGCCACCUCGACCCCUUCCUGUCGCACCAGGUUCUUCGAAAACUGAAGCAGACAUUGAGCAACAAGCUUUGACCCUUCCGGAUCUGGCAGAGCAAUUUGCACCUCCUGACAUUGCCCCGCCUCUCCUUAUCAGGCUGGUGGAAGCCAUUGAAAAGAAAGGUCUGGAAUGUGCAACGCUGUACAGGACACAGAGCUCUGGCAACCCUGCAGAAUUACGACAGCUUCUUGACUGUGAUGCUGCCUCUGUGGACUUAGAAAUGGUCGAUGUGCAAGUUUUAGCAGAUGCUUUUAAACGCUAUCUCCUGGACUUACCAAAUCCUGUCAUUCCAGUAGCCGUUUACAGUGAAAUGAUUUCUUUAGCCCAAGAAGUACAAAGCUCAGAAGAGUAUACCCAGCUCUUGAAGAAGCUCAUUAGGUCGCCCACUAUACCUCAUCAGUAUUGGCUUACGCUUCAGUAUUUGCUAAAACAUUUCUUCAAGCUCUCUCAGUCUUUCAGCAAAAAUCUUUUGAGCGCAAGAGUACUCGCAGAAAUUUUCAGCCCGAUGCUUUUCAGAUUUCCUGCAGCCAGCUCUGAUAGUAAUGAAAACCUCAUAAAAGUUAUAGAAAUUUUAAUCUCAACUGAAUGGAACGAACGACAGCCAGCUCCAGCACUGCCUCCUAAACCACCCAAACCCACCACGGUAGCCAACAACGGUAUGAAUAACAAUAUGUCUUUACAAGAUGCUGAAUGGUACUGGGGAGAUAUCUCGAGGGAAGAAGUGAAUGAAAAACUUCGAGAUACCGCAGAUGGGACCUUUUUGGUACGAGACGCAUCUACUAAAAUGCAUGGUGAUUAUACACUUACACUAAGGAAAGGAGGGAAUAACAAAUUAAUCAAGAUAUUUCACCGAGAUGGAAAAUAUGGCUUUUCUGACCCAUUAACCUUCAAUUCUGUGGUUGAACUAAUAAACCACUACCGGAAUGAAUCUCUAGCUCAGUACAAUCCCAAGCUGGAUGUGAAGUUACUGUAUCCAGUAUCCAAAUACCAACAGGAUCAAGUUGUCAAAGAAGAUAACAUUGAAGCUGUAGGGAAAAAAUUACAUGAAUAUAACACUCAAUUUCAAGAAAAAAGUCGAGAAUAUGAUAGGUUAUAUGAAGAAUAUACCCGUACUUCCCAGGAAAUCCAAAUGAAAAGAACAGCUAUUGAAGCAUUUAAUGAAACCAUAAAAAUAUUUGAAGAACAGUGCCAAACCCAGGAGCGGUACAGCAAAGAAUACAUAGAAAAGUUUAAACGUGAAGGCAAUGAGAAAGAAAUACAGAGGAUUAUGCAUAAUUAUGAUAAGUUAAAGUCACGGAUCAGUGAAAUUAUCGACAGUAGAAGGAGAUUGGAGGAAGACUUGAAAAAGCAGGCAGCCGAGUAUCGAGAGAUUGACAAACGUAUGAACAGCAUUAAGCCAGACCUCAUUCAGCUAAGAAAGACGAGAGACCAAUACUUGAUGUGGUUAACUCAAAAAGGUGUUCGGCAAAAGAAACUGAAUGAGUGGUUGGGCAACGAAAACACUGAAGACCAAUACUCACUGGUAGAAGACGAUGAGGAUUUGCCUCACCAUGAUGAGAAGACGUGGAAUGUCGGCAGCAGCAACCGAAACAAAGCUGAAAACCUGCUGAGAGGGAAACGCGACGGCACCUUUCUGGUCCGGGAGAGCAGUAAGCAAGGCUGCUAUGCCUGCUCCGUGGUGGUGGAUGGCGAGGUCAAGCAUUGUGUCAUCAACAAAACGGCAACUGGCUAUGGCUUUGCCGAGCCCUAUAACCUGUACAGCUCGCUGAAGGAACUGGUGCUACAUUACCAACACACCUCCCUCGUGCAGCACAACGACUCCCUCAACGUCACACUAGCAUACCCGGUAUAUGCACAGCAGAGGCGAUGAGCGCUGCCCUCCGAUCCUGUUCCUGACCUUCAGCCACCCGAGGCCUCUGGGAAGCAAAGGGCUCCUCUCCAGCCUGACCUGUGAAUUGAGCUGCGGAAACGAAGCCUUCGUCUCUCUGCAGAUGGGACUAGAGCUUUCUUGGACAAAAAGAAGUAGGGAGAAGGCACACAGCCGAGGGCUGCAGGAUGAUCAGCUGUUUCUAACCUGGACUGCUUAUCCUUCUUUUUUUUUAUUUUGGUUUAAUUUAAAGCCACAAUACAACACAAAGAGAAAAAGAAAGGCAACAAUCUCUGCGUGCAGGGACAAAGAGGCCUUUAACCAUGGUGCUUGUUAAUGCUUUCUGAAGCUUUACCAGCUCAAAGUUGGGACUUUGGAAACCGGAAGGAAAAUGGGGCUAAAAGAGCCCAUGCCUGAGGGUGCUGGGUCCAGCCUGGUGAAGCCUGGGGUUGCUGUGCACGGAGAGCCCAGACGCGUCGCACUGUGGAUUAUUUCAUUGUCUAACAAGUGAAUGAUAUGUAGCAGAAAGGCACUUCCGCUCACAAGGGACACGUCAGAAGGACAUCAGUUCACGUAUGUUCAGAGGAAAAAUCUGUUGUAGCAGAGUGCCAGAAAGUGUUUAAACUUGUCAAAACGAAAAACAACCCACCAACAGAAAAAUGGAGCUCGGAAAACAGGACUUAAAGUGACACUCAGUAUAUAAAAUAUGUACAUAAUAUUGGAUGACUAACUAUCAAAUAGAUGGAUUUGUAUCAAUACCAAAUAGCUUCUGUUUUGUUUUUGCUGAAGGCUUAAUGCACAGCGCUAUGCAAUUCUUAUUUUUCAUUAAGUUGUCAUCAGUUUAAAAUGUACUUUUGGAAUAAGCUUCCCCUACUCCAACUUUUGUUGCUCGAAAAUAUUGUUGUCUGUCCCUGAUUUUUGUUCAUAUUUGUUUUGUUGUUUUUUUUAAAAGAAAUGUACAGAAUGCCAGUAAAAAAGGCUUCAGAAUUAAAACUAUGAAAUAUUUUACAGUUUUUCUUGUACAGAGUACUUGGCUGUUAGCCCAAGGUUAAAAAGUUCAUAACAGAUUUUUUUGGACUAAAUGUUUUGUUGGGCAGUGCCUGAUAAGCUUCAAAGCUGCUUUAUUCAAUAAAAAAAAAAAAAGAGAAAGAUGUAUGACUUUGACAAAGUAUGCUGAGUCCAACAAUAUUGUUUUAAGACUCUUAAAAUACGGUACCUGGCAAUGUUGUUUUUUAAUGAAUUGUGAACUUCUUGAAUCUAGGGAGCAGGGACGUUGCACCAGGUGGGGUGUGGGAGGGGGUGGUGUGGUGCGCACUUUCUCACGAUUACAGAGAAGUGAGUUACUGCAAAGUGAAAUUGUUUAUAUUUCAGUCUUUUCCCACUUUGACUUGCUAGUUGGUGUCAGUUAGUGACAAUUACAAACCUACUGUAAUUCUUAACCCAGUGCAGCUGGCCUGGGCUUUUGUGUUUUUGUUUUUGUUUUGAUUUUUUGAUUUUUUUGUUGUUGUUGUUAUUCCUAUGAAGGAAGAGCUGAGAGUCUGUCUUUGGGUUCCUGGAACAGCGCUCCCCUUUGUUUAGCACACUGGUUUCAAGGUAUAAUCUCUGCAUUUAAAAUGUGUAUUGUUUUUUCUUUCUAAUGUGAAACUAGUCACGACAACCAACAUUCAUUUUAGAAAAAACACGAUCUGAAAAAAAUAGGUUUUAGCUGGGUGUUGGUUAUUUUCCUAGCUUUCCAUUGAAUUUAGAACACAUAGCAAGGAGAUGCAGUGCAUGGCGACUGCUGUGGGCUGUGUGGAGCUUGUUCAUGUCAUGGCCGUUGGAGGAAUCCAGAGGAGGACCCUGCUCAUUCAUCUAAGUAACUGUGUGUUAUACUUCACUCUGGGGAAAGGCAGGGGGUGGAGGCCUCAUUCUGAGAGUUCUCCCUCCCCAGUUUAUAUAUGCAGAAGUUGUUAUGUUGGAGAAUGUUGCCGAAAGCGUUCAUGUAUUGGGAGCAGAGAAAGCUAUUAUAGUCACGGUCACUGCCCUGGCGGAUUGCAAUGGGACCUUACCAUUUCUGUGUCCCUUUCUCCAUAUUAGUUUCACUCACAACUUUCUCUCCCCUUCAGAAACACGGUGAGGAUAACUUGAUUUGUCUUUUAAACAUUCUUCCCUUUAAAAAUCUUUUGGAAGAAUCAGCCUUAGCAGCUGAGUUAAUGGUCUGCAGAAUGUAUUACUUUUCUUUACAUAAAGUCAGUCUUCAGCUAGACUGUCAGCCCUCAAACUUGACUUCUGACCUGACAUCCCGCUCUCAUCUCCAGACAGGUAGUGUUCUUCCUGAUUUUAGUCUGUGUCUGUGUUUUAAAACUGGUGGUCAGAUCUUGCCACAUCAUGUAGAAGUCUAACAGUUAAUAGUAGUUUAUAAACUAGGUAUGUGUGUUUGUUUUUAAGGGGAGGGGUUGUUUUUGGUAGCACAUCAUGUAUACUAUACAGUACAAGUAAUUCUCAUUUAAUUUUUAAACUAGAUCUGAGAUUGUAGUUUUCAGUGAGACACUCAACUUUGUUACCAUUUUUUGCUUCAACACUGCUAGAUGACAUGCUACGAGGCAGUCGCCUCGCUCUUGCAUCUCAUAAACAUAAGUGCAAUAGAUUUUUCAUCAAACAAAAGGAAGAAUUUAUUGUUCCAUUCAACAGCUAGUUACAUCAUACCUAUUCUGCCGAGUGCAUCUUUGAUGACUGUGUAACUUACCCGCCCCUAUUGCCCUCCUAGCUCUUUGGCCGCCAGGGCUCUUGCGGGUUUAAUCAGUCAUCAUCUAACUUUGUCUGAGAGGCUUGUGACUAUGAAUGGAUGCAGCAGAGGCACUCCUGAUACACGCUUUAUCCAUGCAUCGGUUUUUCCCACUCAGUGUAGCAUCCUAAAGACAAAGCCGGAAGCCAGCUGCAGAGAGGCUACGAUAGGGCUAGAGCAGGGGAGUGCUGGGACCUCAUGUUCCGCACCAGAGUGAUUAUAACUGCGUAAAAAGGAAAAAACAAUGUGUUUGCAAGGUGACAAUGUCACUGACCUAGAUAUAUGUAUAUAUGUAUAUGUGCAUGGACUGUGUUUCCAGUACACCUUUCAGCCAAACAGAUUCGCAGUGAGUUCAAGUACAUAACAAGCAAAUGUCUAGUACAGUUACUGUCUAUGUGUAUGGGUUGCUUUUUCCUUUGAGGUUGCUUUGUCUUAGUAAGGUGAAAAUUGUUUGCAAGUGCAGUGAGAAGUUCAUCAUUCUUUGACUUUAUUUCUGCUUUUAGAAGUUACUCCUUUUAGGGAGCAGGUCUGGAUGACUCCUUAUCCUGGAAAUCCUUAUUAGUGUGUCAAGUCAAGGUGUUUGUGAGCUGUCACCGUGGGGACCCAAUUGCUUUGUCAUAUAGCUGGUUAUGAACUAGUCAUGUGUUGGGAAGUCCUACUGAUGUUCCUUACUGGGAGAAAAAUUCUGCUGGUUUAACAACUGUGCUUUUGCUGUGCGUGGUAUCAAGUCAGCUGAAAAGCAGACCCUGUUUUCUUUGAAUUUAGGGUCAUUUUAAGGAAGGGGCAGUUUAAAGCACAAUGCCUCACAUGGGACAAAGUUCCAAAAUGCCAAAUUCUUAUUUUUGAAAAAUCAAGUUAUAUAAAAUACUAGAACAGUGGGUGGGGAGGGAGUGGAAUUGGGUAUUUGGAAAGACCAUCCAAACUUGUCACCGUGAGAUAGCAUUAGCUGCCCAGGAUGCUGCUAUUUAAAAAAGAAAGAAAAAAAAAAAGCAAAACAAAAAGAAAAAAAGUCAUUUAUACAUGUGUAUUUUUUAAAGCUAUGAUCUGUUCCAUGUUUUUACAAAUCUGUUUAUAUGACGUUGUUAAAAUAAAGUUGGUCUUUUGACGAGAGGGAGGAUGUCAUGGUCAGGUGUAAUUUUGCCUUUACAAGGUAACCGGGGUGGGGGGUGGGGGGAGUGUGCCUCCUUGAUGUUUUGUUCAAGUUAUAGAUCAGUGGAGCUAUGUCUCGUUUUAAGUUGCUUUAAUGCAUUGUAUUAGGUCUUCAUACAGAAUAAAGUUUGUUUUGAAACUUAA